CAAAGGAAAACUUUUAGUUUUAAAUACUGUAACUUUGAGUGCUAUCAGUUUCCCCAGAGUACCGGUACUCAGUGGUAUAAAAUAUUUGGCAGCCUGUCUAGGAGGCUGGUGAAGGAGAGGCAUCUCACCUGAGGAUCUGAUACAUUACAUUCACCUCAUUACAUUUGCCUCAUUAGGCAGGUUUAUCUAGUGUCUUCCAGCUGAGGAACAUAAUUCAGUUAACAAAUGUAAAGUAAAUAACAGUUAAAGACUGUUUUAGAGCAAAAAGGAAGCUUUAAUAGAAGUUCCUGCUCUGUGCCUGCUAAUAGUAAUUUAAGGGUUUUUUUCUAACUAGAAAUAUUCUCAGCAGCAUAGUGCUGUGAUACAUUCUUAAUGCCCACACUUUCAUGUUGUGAGUGUGACUGGCUGAAGUUAGGUGAAAGGUCCAUCUAGCCCUGGGUUCUCUCUCCUGACAGCAGCUGUGAGUCAGUGCCUGCAGAGAAGUGUUGAAACAGGGUAAAUAUCUGUGACACAUCCCCUUUUACUUUCUAAGCCUCCAGUUGCUGUCACCCUGGAAUUUGGGCCAGGUGUGAGUUUUAUUAACCUUUGCUGGAAAUCUUCUCACAAGCUUAUUCAGUCCCUGAGCCACUGUAAACUGAUUAGUACCCAAAACAUUCUUUCUCAUGGAAUUUCAGGCAUCCACUCCUUUUGUUUAUGCAGAAUCUGGCUUCUGUGAGGUGAAUUUGCUGCCCACUCAGCUCUUUUGUGGGAAGAGGACGUGAACAUUUGAUCUUCCGUGUCACUCAUGAUUAUGCAGACUUCUGUCAUAUUCCCCCAUCGCUCUUUUUCAAACAGAAGAAUCCUAGCUUAUUGCAGUUUUCCUUGAGCAAUAGCUUUUCCAUAUUUUUGAUCAUUCUCAAUGUUCUUAACAUUAAUAAUUUUGACUUCUAUCACAUUUCAUUUCACAGGGGAGGGAACAGAGCUGCUGGCAUUACUUGACAGUUGAAUGUCCCGUAGAUUUGAACAGUGAUGUAAAGUUGCAUCUGUUUUAUUCUCUGUUCCUUUUCUUAGUAAUUCCUAAGAGUUUGGUUUGCUUUAUUGGUCCUUACUAAGCCUUGAGCUGGUGUCUUCAUCAGACUAGCAACCAUCUUUUAAAAUCCUAAGUGACAGUAGAAACUUAAUACAAUUGGAACUUCAUACAACUGGAGGUUGGGAUUUUUUUCCAUUAUUUGGGUCUAAUAAUAAUAUGCGUUAAUAGUUAAAAGACUAAUAAUGGUCCACUAACAAUGUUUAUUUUUUUCAUGCCUGUCAGACUUGACAGCCUGCAGUUCCCUACAUCUCCCUAGAACUGCUUUUAAAAACUGGCAUUGUUAUUUCCCAGUCCAUGGGUAACCAAGGUAGGCUAGGAAAUAUUACUUCCGCCCAGGACUAUUUCAGCUAUUUCUUCAUCACGUUCCUAUGGGACUUGUGGGGUGAGGUCUGUCUGGUGCUGGUUGUUACUCAGUUUAAUUUGUUCCGUAACUUUACAAAUAUUUCAGUACCACAGUGGCAGAGCUCUAUAGGUGAAGCCUAUACACACCACAAAAGUGAGAAAGCAUUUUAUUUUUUCCCAAGCUUGCUGCAGACAGUUUUCAGGCUCCAUUCUCUUGCUUAUAGGAAUUUUUCCACGUUUUCUAAACAUCCAUGCAACACGAACAGUUCCUGCUAUAGAGGAAGAGUGAAAUAAGGAAUUGGCAAAAGCCUAAGUAACCCUGAAGAUUCAGAGGAACUGAAGCAAUACUAUCACACCUCUUAGUGGAAGGAAGCUGUCAUAAAGCAUGCAUAGCUUCUUUAGUCAUGUAAACCAAUGGUGCAGCUUGACAGUACCAGUAUUUUAGAAGGGAGCAGUGGUAUAGUUCUCUAAAUAAUUUGCCUUGAAAGUCUUUUUCAACAAAAUGUUAAUCGAACCCAUUUUUUAAAAUAGGCCAGUUGAAACACAUCAGUGAGAUUGCUGGAAAUAAAUCUGUGGCAGUUCAUUAUGAAGUAAAAUUUUGCUGAAUUAUUUUCACAAUGCAUGAACAGUUAAACCUCGAACAGAAAUUUGAUCUUUCUGUCAGCUGCAUCUAUAGACUUUUAGUAUAUUAAAAGUUAACGUGCUUCAGAUUUUUGCAGUCUGUGUUUUUUCUAGUUAAAAGUCACAGGGACCGGCUCCUGGCUGUCAGUUUUCAGGAACUGUGUGAAUUCCCAUGUGCCACUGUAGUUAGGCUUUGGGAAGGAGCAGGCGGAGACCAUCGUGUCGGCACUAAUAACCCUGUCAAACGUCAGCUUGGACACCGUCUAUAAGGACAUGGUCACGCAGGCUCAGCAGGUGAAAACCAAUCUGUGGUGUGUAGCUGUAAUGGCUCGUACUUGCAUCUUUAAAGCACAAGAAAUAACUUUACAGCAGAUAAUGGCACAUUUGGACUCCAUUCGAAAAGAUAUGGUCAUCCUGGAGAAAAGUGAAUUUGCAAACUUGAGAGCAGAGAAUGAGAAAAUGAAAAUUGAAUUAGAUCAAGUUAAACAGCAGCUAAUGAAUGAAACUGGUAAAAUCCGAGCUGACAGCAAGCUAGACAUAAACCUGGAGAGGAGCAGGGUGACAGAUAUGUUUACAGAUCAGGAGAGGAAACUGAUGGAAGCAACUACGGAGUUUCAUAAAAAAGAUUCAAGUACCAAUAGCGUUAUCUCAGAAAUCAGUAAUAAAAUUGACACUGAAAUAGCUUCCUUAAAAACACUCAUGGAAUCGAACAAACUUGAUACGAUACGUUAUCUGGCAGCUUCAGUGUUCACUUGCCUGGCAAUAGCACUGGGAUUUUACAGGUUCUGGAAGUAGAUCUGAAUGGAAUGACUGCAUCUAAUACAGACAGAGAAAAGGCCACCCAGGCCAACAGUAGUUUGAUGAUCAUGUUUGCACUAUGGAUAACCUUGGUACCUUUUUGAUUUGAUAUUCUUACUGUAUAAGAAAAAUGUUUUCUGAAUAUGUAACACUAAAAUCAAAAUAAUUGGGGGGAAGUAGCCAAAUAGUAAUUUUGUUGUCUCUUGUUCAGUAAUGUAUUAAUUUCAAAGUAUUUCUUAUUCUAUACCACUAAGUGUUUCCUGAUAUUUUUUAUAAUUAAAUUUGGUUUUCCAACAUUCUCACUCUCAGCUCCUCUUAAAAUGGAAAUAUUAAACAUUUUAUAGGACCUUGAAAUGCAAAUACAAUUCUCAAAUUAGUGUUCCCAGUAUGGGGAUACUAAUACCAGAUUACAAUACAUCUACUCUGAUCUAAGUAUAUUAAUCUUAAACAUAGGUUCUGGAUUUUUGUCUUCAGUCCGUUCCUCACUUUUCUGAUGGAUUGAAGCCUGGCCCUUUGGGGGUUUUAUCUGCAUACAAAAAAACGCACUCCAAGGCCUUUAUUAAAGAACCCCUUUGUCUUGAAAACUAGUUUACAUAAAGUUAAAAUCUUAUGUACAACUAAAAUGUCUCCAUAGAUUUAUUUUCUUUAGUAUCUCUUGCAAUGUCCAUAACCCCAGAAGUCAGCAGAAUGGGGGAACUUCUCUGUCUUUGUCUUUCCAAGGGGAAAUGCCACUACUCUGAGCAACCAUGUACAGCCCUGGGGCAGAUAAGUACUCUUAAUUUCCCCCUUUCAGGUAGUGCAGAGUAUUUCUAAUGAACCCAGACAUAUUUUCUAGGCAUAGUAACAUGGAAAUACUCAGCAUCUCGGUGGUGCCAGUAUGGUGGUGGUGGUGGUAGUGGUGGUGGUGAUCCUCCUCCCAUCUCCACACUCCUCGGGUUUGUUCUGUAAUCCUGACACACUGACUUUCCUAACCCAUCUACCUUCUGCAAGGACUUGAAAACUUUUGUUGCAGAGAUGCAACAUAGCAGGUGGAUGCCUUCAAAACUGAAGCAGUCACAUCUCAAGUACAAAUGCAUAUGCUUGGUUUGAUUCUUGUAGUAAAAUAAUAAUUUUUAAAGAAGUCCUUCUGGAUUAACUUCGAAAUAAGAAUGGGCCCUUUAUGGGCUAAGGAGUAUGUAGUAGUGAGUAGUGGCAAUAUUUUUUAUUGAGGUUUUAUUCUGUUUACAGUUGAACUUGCUGGUCUUCUGCUAAUUCUUAUAUUCUGUGCAUUAAAUUAUUUAUUAUCUUCAUUCAAGAAAAUAAAAUUAAUUUCUUAUA
Messenger RNA from Pseudopipra pipra, 4147 nucleotides. RefSeq names its product coiled-coil domain containing 90B (gene CCDC90B). Bases 2306 to 2827 code for a protein of 173 amino acids. The record is from RefSeq and is a predicted model, not a curated record. The transcript is spliced from 8 exons. Gene Ontology annotation, cellular component: mitochondrion. Lineage: Eukaryota; Metazoa; Chordata; Aves; Passeriformes; Pipridae.